AUGGCCCUGGAUUCGCAGAUCUCGUCGCAUAUUUGCGGUAUAAUAGAUAAAGCCUGUGAAGAUCAACAGUCGGGUAUCCCUGAAGUCACCGUUGUGGUUGUCAACAAAAAUGGCGACGAGCUCUUGGCCCACUCUGCCGGUAACUGGGGCAAGGCAUCCAAGGACUCCAUGACUCUAGAUAAUAUAUUCUGGAUAGCGUCGUGCACAAAUAUGUUGGUUCGUAUUGCUUGUAUGCAACUGGUUGAACAGGGUAUUCUCAAGCUGGAUGAUGGGGUACCAACAGAGAACCUUUGCCCUGAACUGAGAAGCCUCAAGGUCUUGCAGCCAGAUGGCAGCUGCGAAGAGAAGAAGCGUGCAAUCACGCUCCGCAUGCUCCUGACUCACACUGCUGGCUUUGGAUAUAACUUCUUCAACGAACGACUGAAGCAGUAA
Messenger RNA from Penicillium argentinense, 432 nucleotides. Its product is annotated as Beta-lactamase-like protein. Lineage: Eukaryota; Fungi; Ascomycota; Eurotiomycetes; Eurotiales; Aspergillaceae. The record is from RefSeq and is a predicted model, not a curated record. The transcript has a single exon. The coding region runs from base 1 to 432 and encodes 143 amino acids.